GUACGUGGGCAAAGACUACUCUGCUGCUCAAGAAUUAAUGGAAGAUGAGAUGAAGGAGUACUACAGUAAGAAUUCUAAGGUCACCCCAGUACAGACUGUGCAGGUUGGCCAGCUGCUGGCUGUAAAUGCUGAAGAGGAUGCUUGGUUACGAGCACAAGUCAUUUCAACAGAAGAGGGCAAGAUAAAGGUGUGCUAUGUUGACUACGGUUUUAGUGAAAAUGUUGAAAAGAGCAAAGCAUACAGAUUGAACCCGAAGUUCUGUUCACUCUCAUUCCAAGCUACAAAGUGUAAGCUCGCAGGGUUGGAAGUUCUAAGUGAUGAUCCUGACUUAGUGAAAGUGGUGGAAUCUUUAACUUGUGGGAAGAUCUUUGCAGUGGAAAUACUUGAAAAAACUGAUAUUCCACUGGUUGUUCUGUAUGAUACCUCAGGAGAAGAUGACAUCAACAUCAAUGCCACGUGCUUAAAGGCCAUAUGUGACAAGUCACUAGAGGUUCACCUUCAGGUCGAUGCCAUGUACACCAAUGUCAGAGUGACUAAUAUCUGCUCCGACGGCACACUCUACUGCCAGGUGCCUUGUAAGGGUCUGAACAAGCUCAAUGACCUUCUGCAUAAGAUAGAGGAGUACUUCCACUGUAAGCACAUGACCUCUGAGGCCUUCGUUUCGUUGCCCUUCUGUGGGAAAGUCUGCCUCUUCCACUGCAAAGGAAAAUGGCUACGAGUAGAGAUCACAAAUGUGCACAGCAGCCGGGCCCUUGACGUGCAGUUCCUGGACGCCGGCACCGUCACGUCUGUGAAAGUGUCCGAGCUCAGGGAGAUCCCCCCGCGGUUUCUCCAAGAGAUGAUCUCAGUGCCGCCCCAGGCUAUCAAGUGCUGUUUAGCAGAUCUUCCACAAUCUAUUGGCAUGUGGACCCCUGAUGCUGUGCUUUGGCUAAGAGAUUCUGUUUUGAAUUGCUCAGACUGUAGCAUUAAGGUUACAAAAGUGGAUGAAACCAGAGGUAUCGCACAUAUUUAUUUAUUCACCCCCAAGAACUUCCCCGAUCCUCACCGCAGUAUCAAUCGCCAGAUUACAAAUGCAGAUUUGUGGAAACAUCAGAAGGAUGUGUUUCUGAGUGCCAUAUCCAGUGGAGCCAGCUCCCCCAACACCAAAAGUGCGAACACACCCAUUUUGGGCAACCCUGGAGAGAAUUUCAGAAAGAGCCUUACGGAUGUCCUCAAGAAGUCUGUGGUCAGCCACCCCAGCUCUUUCUUUACAAAGGAACUGCCACCUCCCGUCCACUUAUCCAAGCCAGGGGAGCACAUGGACGUGUACGUGCCUGUGGCCUGUCACCCCGGCUACUUUGUCAUCCAGCCGUGGCAGGAGAUACACAAGCUGGAAGUUCUGAUGGAAGAGAUGAUUCUCUAUUACAGCGUGUCUGAGGAGCGCCACGUGGCCGUGGAGAAAGACCAAGUGUAUGCUGCCAAAGUGGAGAAUAAGUGGCACAGGGUGCUCUUAAAAGGAAUCCUCACCAAUGGACUGGUGUCCGUGUACGAGCUGGACUAUGGCAAGCAUGAGCUAGUCAGCAUGAGGAAAGUGCAGCCGCUGGCAGACAUGUUCCGCAAGCUGCCGUUCCAAGCCGUCACUGCGCAGUUAGCAGGAGUGAAGUGUAACCAGUGGUCUGAGGAGGCUUCGAUGGUGUUUCGAAAUCAUGUGGAGAAGAGACCUCUGGUGGCACUGGUGCAGACAGUUAUGGAAAACACUAACCCUUGGGACCGGAAAGUAGUGGUCUAUUUAGUGGACACAUCGUUGCCAGACACAGAUAUCUGGAUUCAUGAUUUUAUGUCAGAGUAUCUGGUAGAGCUUUCAAAGGUCAAUUAAUCACUGAUUCUGAGACCUUGACAACUAAUUCAGAUUUUUUAGCAAUAACAAAAAUGUAGUAGGCUUUUAAAAAAAUUACCUCUGCUACAUGGCUUUCACUGCUGUGGGAAGUUGAAAAGAAUAUGCUUAUUUUUUUUUUUAAGCUUAUGUUUGAUGAAAGAUAUUUAACAAGUUUUGUUUUAACGGAGUUGACUUUUCAAAGAGAAUUGCACUUGAAUUACUACUAUAAUAUUAGAAUUAAAAUGUUUAUCAAUACAAAAA
This is a messenger RNA of Odocoileus virginianus texanus, 2116 nucleotides long. Lineage: Eukaryota; Metazoa; Chordata; Mammalia; Artiodactyla; Cervidae. The record is from RefSeq and is a predicted model, not a curated record.